This is a messenger RNA of Heterostelium album PN500, 1911 nucleotides long. RefSeq lists its product as uncharacterized. The record is from RefSeq and is a predicted model, not a curated record. The transcript has 4 exons. Gene Ontology annotation, molecular function: GTP binding. NCBI's taxonomy places the organism in Eukaryota, Evosea, Eumycetozoa, Acytosteliales, Acytosteliaceae. Bases 1 to 1911 code for a protein of 636 amino acids.
AUGGGUCAAUUAUACGGAGAUAGAGAUAUGGACUAUUUGAAUGUCUAUGGAAAUGGUGGCGCGGGAAAGAGUACAAUUUGCAAUACUUUAGUCAGAGAAGUACAUUUCCCAAGUGGUGUUGCUGUUGGAUCUGGUUUAACAAGAGAGUUUAAAACGAAAACCUUUGGUAAUUUAACGGUUUCAGACUCUCCAGGAUUGUUAGAUCCAAUUAUUAUGCAGUUGGCAAUCCAAGAGAUAGAAAAGUCAUUGAAAGUAAACCCUGUUUGUAAGAUAGUAUUUGUAAUCGCUUUGGAUGCUGGUAGAGUAAAGGCUCAAGAUAUCGAUUGUAUCAAUCAGAUCUUGAGAGCGAUCCACAACAGUGCUCCUAUUUCGUAUGGUUUGAUCAUCAAUAAAGUAACUAGUGCUCUUGCCAACACGUUAAGAUCGUCACCAACAGCAUUGGAUGCUUCGCUUGCCAGUCUCAUCAGGAAACCUUCACAUCAAUUGAUUUUGGAGAAAGAAGAAUCAAUUGAAGAUGAAGAUAAUAGGAUGAUGAGCACCGCUGCCAGAGAUAGCCUAUUAAACUUCAUAAGUCAACUUACAAACAAUUAUAUCAUAGCCAAUAACAUUCGUAUUGAAAGAGAGAGAGAAAGACAAGAAAGAGAAAGAAGAGACAGAGAAGAAAUAGAAAGACAAAUAAGAAUCGCACAGGCAGAGGCAGAGCGUCAGAGGCAAAUAGCUGAAGAGAAUCAUAGAAGGAUACAACAAAUUGAAGCAGAACGAAUUCGAUUGGCACAAGAACAACAAAGACAGAGAGCUGAAGAAGAAAGAGUCCGUCUAGAGGACUUAGAGCGACAAAGAGUUAUACAACAACAAAUCGAAGAGGAACGACGUCGUCAAAUUCGAGCACAAUGUCCUCGAGGUCAUCACGGUCACGGUCAUCAUCAUGGUCACGGUCAUGGACAUGGUCAUCACGGUCAUCACGGUCACGGACAUCAUGGAGGAAGAGGAGGUCAUGGUCAUGGACACUGUCAUCGCAAUCGUGGAGAAGGACAUGGAGGUGUUUACUGUGAUAAAGAUAUGGAGUAUUUGAAAAUCUAUGGAAAUGGUGGUGUAGGAAAGAGUACAAUUUGCAAUACUCUAGUCAGAGAAGUGUAUUUCCCGAGUGGUAUUGCUGUUGGAUCUGGUUUAACAAGAGAGUUUAAAACCAAAACCUACGCUAACUUGACAGUUUCAGACGGUCCAGGAUUAUUAGAUCCAAUUAUUAUGCAGUUGGCAAUCCAAGAGAUAGAAAAGUCAUUGAAAGCAAAUCCUGUUUGUAAGAUAGUAUUUGUAAUCGCUUUGGAUGCUGGUAGAGUAAGGGUUCAAGAUAUCGAUUGUAUCAAUCAGAUCUUGAGAGCGAUCCACAAAAACAGUGCUCCUAUAUCGUAUGGUUUAAUCAUCAACAAAGUAUCUAGUGCUAUUGCUAACACGUUAAGAUUGUCUCCAACAGCAUUGGAUGCUUCUCUAUACAGCCUCAUCAGGAAACCUUCACAUCAAUUGAUUUUGGAGAAAGAAGAAUCAAUUGAAGAUGAAGAGAAUAGGAUGAUGAGCACCGCUGCCAGAGACAGUCUAUUAAACUUCAUAAGUAAACUUGAAAACAAUUACAUCAUAGCUAAAAAUAUUCACAUCGAAAGAGAGAGAGAAAGACAAGAGAGAGAAAGAGAAAUACAAAUAAGAAUCGCACAGGCAGAGGCAGAGGCAGAGCGUCAGAAACGAAUAGCUGAAGAGAUCAACAGAAGGAUACAACAAAUUGAAGCUGAGAUAAUUCGAUUGACACAAAAACAACAAAGACAAAGAGAAGAAGAAGAGAGAGUGCGUCAAGUGUACUUACACCAACAAAGAGUUCUACAACAACAAAUCGAAGAUGAAAAAAAUCCACUUUCAACUUGA